UAAACAGAGUUAAUUGAGAUACGUCAGUAUUAUAUUCACUUGUCAAAUUAAAAUCGUCUGUGUCUGUGAGCUUGACUCCCCAAUACCUAUAGAGAGGAAGCUCCUUAAGGUUAAAUCAGCAGAAAGGAAUAUACGCCACUGAAAAUGGACUCCAUUAGAAGCUCACAAAUUACUGUAGCCAUACAACGCAUAUCAGAGUCUGUGUUUGUGGGACUGUGUCGUAAAGUGGGGACCUCACAACUGGUGGCCAUGAGGAGAGAUGUGGUGGACAUCUGGGAGAUGGUGAGAAAUCAAGUGACAACAAGUGAUGUGUUCAGUAUGAUGCUGAGUGGAAGUGAGAGUGAAGGACUCAGACUGAAAGGAUCAGAUGUAGACAUAAUGUACUGGCCAAAUAAUCACCGUGUGAUCUGGGACUUAUCUCAGUCUCAGUAUUACAACACACACAGACAAACACUGAUCCUCUGUGACUGUUCUGAUAGUCCACCAGGAUUCACUUUGUUAUAUUUACUGUCACCAAGCAUGUAUAGACAAAUCCAGAGAGCAUGUGUUAGAAUGAAUAACAGAUAUUAUAUAUCUAGUUCUAAACACAGACAGAUCUUUUUAUCUGAGUCACCACUACUUUAUAACAACACUCUACAUGGACCCUGUGCCAGUGGAACAUUUGGAACACAAGAAUAUGAUGCUGCCCACUGUUUUAUUAGUGACUUUUGGCCUCCCUCUGCCUCCCCAUGGAUAGACAGAUGCCACUCAUGGCCCCAGCCUCAUGUUGUUGAUGAUAUAGUGAAAAAUGGAUGUCACUUUGUAGCAAUUGGACACAAGCUAGGAAAUCAUGAAGAUCAUGAAUGGAGAAUUUCUUUCUCCCUAGCAGAACAAAAACUUGUGUAUGUAAUGAAUCACUGUCAAUUCUUAACUUACGGCUUACUUAAAUUGAUCUUAACAGAAAUAAUUAACAAUGGAGUAGGUGAUGAUGAUAAAUUACUGUGUUCCUAUCACAUGAAGACAGCAGUUUUCUGGGUGAUUCAACAAAAUACAAUACCUCACUGGUGUCCACAAAAUAUCCUGGGGGGUUUCUGGGUCUGUUUUAAACUCAUCCUCAAAUGGGUGUAUGAGGGGGUCUGUCCUAACUUUUUUAUUCCAGGCAACAACAUGUUUCUGAGUAAAAUUCAUGGCAUCAAACAACAGCAAUUAUUUGUAAGACUGUCAGAGUUGUAUGAAAAGGGUUUAGCAUUCCUGCUAGGCAGUCCCUCCAUUAGAUCUUGUAUUAUAGAUGUCCUCUAUAACCCCAGAAACUCCAUCUGUACAGAUGAUCAUACUCUGAUUUCUGAGGUUGGGUUUGAUAGAAAUCUAUUUAAUGAGAUAAAGCAGCGUUAUGUCGUAACAACCAAAUUGAACAUACAAAUCUGCAUUAGAUAUUUACAUACAAUAGAAAAGAUGAUAGGUUCACCCCUCCUGACACAGUAUCAAGUCCUCAAGCUACAGUACAUUACCGCUAAGGUCCUUCAGGACACUGCUUUUAUGUUUCACAUGGAAAUGUACACACCCGACAACAAACCGAGUUAUAGAGCUGACAAAAUGUCCUGUCAUAUGCUGAAAUUAACAGCCAGGUUUGGCUGUAUUACAGACAUGCUGUACAUAGCCAUGUAUUAUUACAAGACAUUUAGAUAUGUGGAAGCUUUAUCUAUUAUAGAGAUGAUCAAGGUCAAGUUAACACAGCCAUAUGUGAUGAUGAUUGGGUAUAAUGUAGGUAGAGCGAUGUAUACUGAAGCUGUAGGGGGACAGUCCUGGUCUACAAAGAUGAGACAGGCUGUAGUAGGGAAUAUCAUACUUAUCAAUAGAAUCCAUUACAUCAGUGAAUUGAUACCUGAACAACAGUCUGCUCUACAGAGAGACAUGUCUUUAUUAUAUAUCCCACAUUUGGUAAUGUUAUACAUGCUUGAGAUUUUGUGCUACAGACAUGUAGACAAAAUGCAAGCACAAACAGCUCUAGAUGAUCUACAGACCCUAGUUCACUAUGAUCAGGGACAGCUUAUACAUUUAUAUCUCAGAGAUAUAUCAUUGCAAAUUCUGGGGAUCUGUCAACAGGUGACAGGGAACCCCCAGGCUGCUCUAUACUCAUACCAACAAUCUCUCAGACAAGAACCAAUCAACAACAUACAAACAGCUACAGAAAUGAGAAUACAGAGUUUGUCAAUGGAUUCCCUAAAUUAACUAAAUGUCAGAUGAUAUUUGUAGGAAAUUACAGAUAGAGAUUUAUCAUUUACAUAUCCUCUUUUGAUUUCAUAUUUUCUUUUCUGUCUGUUUUAUUACAAGUAUUACAAAUCUAAUAACUAGUCUAUAAAAAAAAUGAAAGAGGCACCAUUGCUUAUCAUCGAUACAGUCAAACCUGUAUUAAGCAGUCACCUAUGGGAGACAUUAAAAGUGACCUUUAUAGAGAGGUGACCUUUGGAUAGAGGUUCAUCUUUUUAAAGGAAUUUAUAUACAAAGAUGCCAGUUUAUUUGUGUUUAUAUAUAAUGUAUUUCACUACAAAAUAUACAAGGAAGUUAUG
Molecule: messenger RNA, 2546 nt
Organism: Saccostrea cuccullata (small rock oyster)
Lineage: Eukaryota; Metazoa; Mollusca; Bivalvia; Ostreida; Ostreidae
Exons: 2
Coding region: 145-2208 (687 amino acids)
Source: RefSeq, a predicted model, not a curated record